Molecule: messenger RNA, 752 nt
Organism: Drosophila biarmipes
Lineage: Eukaryota; Metazoa; Arthropoda; Insecta; Diptera; Drosophilidae
Product: akirin
Exons: 1
Coding region: 97-657 (186 amino acids)
Biological process (GO): positive regulation of transcription by RNA polymerase II; positive regulation of innate immune response
Cellular component (GO): nucleus; chromatin
Molecular function (GO): transcription coregulator activity
Source: RefSeq, a predicted model, not a curated record
UUAACCACAUUAUCAGUUCGUUUUUAAAAAUCAAACUGAACAGAACCAAAAAAUAUUCUACCUCAACCCAGAAAAGUAUUUCACGAACUUUGAGCCAUGAAUUGCGUGACCCUAAAGCGUUCACAUUUUUUGGAUGACGAGCAGCAGGAUACUUUUCCCAAAAAAAGAAGACGCAAGGAGAAGAAAUCAACAAAAUUACCAGAUAAAAUUGACGCAAUUGGGAAAUAUUGCAAAUCUUUAAAGCGCUCCCUAUCUUUUAAGGACGAUUCCAACAAUAUAUGGCCACCAAAACGAAUGUGCAGGAAGAGCAAUCCAACAGAUACUCCUAAAAAAGGCAUGCAUGGAGUGGUUCCAAAAGAUUUCUUAAAAGGAUUACCCGUACUCCUCGACACCGAUUCAAGUGAUUCGGAGGUUGAUUGCCAGUCUUCUCAGAUCGAUACUACAAAGUCAGUAAACGAGGAAAGUCAGAAGCUGUUUAGCUACGAAAUGUUGAAGUCCAUUUGCGCUGGAAUGAUGAAGGAACGCGAAGAUACAGUUAGGGAGGAAUAUGAAGCGGCUUUGAGCCAGAAAAUGGUUGAGCAAUAUGAUACAUUCAUCAAGUUCACCCACGACCAAAUGCAGCGAGAUAAUGGAAUAAGUGCCAGUUACUUGACAUGAUUGUCAUGAAGAUGUUGAUGGGGUUUUAAAUUUUAGCCAAAUUUGUUAGGAAGUUAUUUAUGUUAAUAAAGAAAUUCGGUUUAUUUCUUAAAAAA